Messenger RNA from Petromyzon marinus (sea lamprey), 1589 nucleotides. Its product is annotated as trypsin-2-like. NCBI's taxonomy places the organism in Eukaryota, Metazoa, Chordata, Hyperoartia, Petromyzontiformes, Petromyzontidae. Gene Ontology annotation, molecular function: serine-type endopeptidase activity. Gene Ontology annotation, biological process: proteolysis. The record is from RefSeq and is a predicted model, not a curated record.
UUCAAGAAGAAUGACGAAUCGUGGAAAACGGGGAGAGGUGGCAACACCAGGACCACCUCGUGGGAGCCAACGUCUCCCUCUUGCACCUGUGCGGGUGGGAGAAGGGGGCAGGAGGCAGGGUACAGAUGGAGGCGGUGAUAAAGGAGCAAGGUCACGGAGAUAAGCGCGGAUAUAAGAGGCGAUUGCUAGACGACGGCGCACAUCAGUCGCCUGUUGCCUCGACCGCGGUCAGCAUCUCUCUCUCUCUCGCCAUGAUCUAUCUACUACUCGCCGCCCUCGUGGGUGGUGCCGUGGCGGCUCCCUUGGGAGGAGGAGGAGACCACAUUGUGGGUGGCGUGGAGUGCGUCCCCCACUCCCAAGCGUGGCAGGUGUCCCUCAACAUCGGCUACCACUUCUGUGGCGGCUCCCUCAUCAGCGACGAGUGGGUUGUGUCCGCUGCUCACUGCUACCAGACCGCGUCCCGUAUCUCCGUGCGCAUCGGCGAGCACAACAUCUUCGCUAGCGAGGGCACCGAACAGUGGAUCCAGGCCUCCAAGGCGAUCCGUCACCCGGGCUACGUCUCCAGCACCAUCGACAACGACAUCAUGCUGGUGAAGCUGGCCAAGCCGGCCACGCUCAACGCAUACGCGCAGCCCGUGGCCCUGCCCACCGCCUGCGCAGCCGUGGGCGUCAUGUGCACCAUCUCGGGCUGGGGCGAGACCGAGACUCCCAUAGGCAGCCCGGACGUGCUGAUGUGCGUGGAGGCGCCGGUGCUGAGCGUGGCGGACUGCGAGUCCGGCUACCCGGGAGACAUCACGGACAACAUGGUGUGCCUGGGGUACAUGGAGGGCGGCAAGGACUCGUGCCAGGGAGACUCCGGAGGCCCCGUGGUGUGCAACGGGGAGCUGCAGGGCAUCGUGUCGUGGGGACGCGGCUGUGCGGAACCCAACUACCCGGGAGUCUACACCAAGGUGUGCAACUACAACGCCUGGAUCGCCGACACCAUGAGCGCCAACUAGGCAUGCGGGCACCACAUGGGAACCAUCUACCCCGACAGCAUGAGAACCAUCUACCCCGACAGCAUGGGAACCAUCUACACCGACAGCAUGAGAAACAUCUACACCGACAGCAUGAGAACCAUCUACCCCGACAGCAUGAGAACCAUCUACACCGACAGCAUGAGAACCAUCUACCCCGACAGCAUGGGAACCAUCUACACCGACAGCAUGAGAAACAUCUACACCGACAGCAUGAGAACCAUCUACCCCGACAGCAUGAGAACCAUCUACACCGACAGCAUGAGAAACAUCUACACCGACAGCAUGGGAACCAUCUACACCGACAGCAUGAGAAACAUCUACACCGACCUCAUGAGAACCAUCUACACCGACAGCAUGGGUACCAAACACACGGAUACCAUGAGAACCAACCACACGGACUUUUUUUUUUGAGGCUGAGGUGAUCGAGAGGAGGCCCAUGACCGGUUCAGAUCAUUGUCACUGCUCGUGGUGGCCGUACACACACACACGCGCGCUCACACGCACGGAAGCACACGUUGCGUCUCUGAGUUCACGUGGCCGCUGUUCACUUGUCGAUAAUAAAAACCUCAC